AUGCAACACCAGUGGUUCACUGAGUUUGUCUCAAAGUGUUAUAAAGUACAGGCUCCAGUCCAUGCCAUGGAGGGGUUUGUCUGCGCUCAGUGUAGAGAGUUGAGUUAAUCCUGUCCUGAAGCAGAGGUGCAAGAGACCCUUACAGUGCUGCAAGGAUGUGGUCUGGGUAGCUAACAGUGUUCCAAGGGGAAGUGUAAGGGAUGGGUGUUCCUCUUGUCCAGACACUGGCCAUUCCAGGACUGCAUUCCUGACGGAUGGCAAUAAGAAGAUAACAUUUGGUUGCAGGAAGCUCUGAUAAGUGGAGAGCCUAUUAUUUGAUGAGCAUUUAGAAACUUUUUUUUUCCAUUAGAGAAUUUAGCGAUCCUUUGUAAAACUCAUUUAGGUCAGAGGUGAUGUUAGGUUAAACAUUACGUUGAUUUAGGUGCUUGGUAUGGAAGACAUGCAUGUUGUAUUCUUUCCCAAGCAGUGUUGGUCACUAACCUGAAUGCUUCCCUGUAACCUCUUGCAGGGUGUGUCUGUGGCUGGUUCUUCUUGUACAGCAUUGGAAGGCCCUCUAGGGAAGUUUGAAUUUGAUGUCCUGGAAUGCCCCAUGGUGGCUGCUUCCAAGCUGAGUGAGCUUAAUCUCAGACCUGUGUUCACACAACCAGGUUUUGAGGAACUGCUAGAUUUCCCCUUCAUUCAUCUCCCAGGAGGGGCGGUCCCCAGUGUCUGCCCAUUGCUUUCUUCAGCUGGGCAGAGCCACAUGCUCUGGUUUAUGGAGAAUCUUAGUUCAUGGUUAGCCCUGAUUCUGCAGCAUGGAAAAGGGACUGGUGAGGGCAGAAGGAGUUUGGUGUUGCGAUUCUUUGUUUUCCCUACCUUCCGUCGUAAGUUUUGUGCAGGUUCAUCAUGUGCAUCUUGUCUGAAUGUUAGGUGGUGCUGCAGAAGUGUGAGUGAGAGCAGAGGUGAAGGGCUUUGCUGCCAGACAGUUCAGAGGUGAUUGCUUCCUUUUUACCUAAGCUGGAAUUCUUGGUCCUGCUCCCCUUCCCUUCAGACCUAGAGCUCGUGUUUUUAUUGGGUAUUAUGUUUGAUGUGCCUGUGCCAGGUCUGCCCUGCUGUGUUGUGGAGGUGGGUUAGGUCUGUUUCGAGUUGUCUGGGGCAGUCAGGACACUGGGGCUUAUAAAUAGUGUGGUGUAAGUGAGAGUAGCCACUUGGCAAUCUGUUUUUUGGACUGUGAACCUCUCCAGAAGUUGUGAGCUCAGUUCCCAGUGGUACCACAGGCUGCUAGAGAAGAUGUGUCAUCUCCAUAGCAUAUGUUUUCUAGAUUGCAUGAGACAAACAUGUUUUGCUUAUAUAUUGAUGUCUCUCUCUCAGAUUAUCAUUAAAUGAGUUUCAUUUGCCCCAAGUCUUGAUUGAAGAAUCUGGGCUUAAGCUCCCACCCAGAAACACCCACAGCGCCUGACCUACCCUGUCUUGGCCUGUAAUGAUGAACCCUUUAACAUGAUCUUUCACCUCCUGGAAUAAUCUUGUAGGUGAGCAAGUGGGACACACUAACACAGUGAACUGAGAAGCCAGAAGAACUUGAAACAACUUCUUUACUGACAGUGCCAGGAAUAUUUCUUGCGAUGGAUGGUGUCCUCCUAUGUGUGCAGGCUGCUGCUAUGUCUGCAUCUCCUCAGUCCUCAGUUGCCAGGAUAUGUUAGUUCACCGCAGCAGUAGUCUCCACUGUGCUGUACUGAAUCAUCCCUUCUGUUUUAUUUUUGUGCCCAUUUGUCAGGCAGCUUAUAAUAACGAUUUCAAUGAAGUUCAGCUCCUUUUGGAGCGCAACAGCAACUAUCUGAACAUCCAGGACAGCUUCGGUGGAGACACUCCCUUAAUUUGUGCAUGUAAACAGGGAAACAACAGGAUAGUUAGCUAUCUUCUAAACAGAAAUGCUGAUGUCAACCUCAGAAACAAGAAGGACCGCACUUGUCUGCAUUAUGCUGUGAGAAAACGGUUUACCUUCCUUGACUAUGUGCUCAUCAUAAUCCUCAUGCCAGUUAUGCUUCUUGGGUAUCUUCUCAUGGUCUCAAAGACUAAACAGAAUGAAAACCUGAUCAAGAUGUUACUUAGAGCUGGAGCCGAUGUUAAUGCUACAGACUUUUCUGGUAGCACAGCCCUUCACUAUGCUUGCGAAAUGAAAAACCAGGCAGUCAUUCCUCUACUGCUUGAAGCUCACGCAGACACUUCUGUAAAGAAUCAGGAUGGGGAGACUCCCUUAGAUAUAGCAAGAAGAUUGCAGUUCCACAACAUUGAAAGCAUGCUAAAGAAAAGUUCGUAGUCAUCAAGGACUCUUGAACAUGCAGAAAAUUACCUCAUUUGGCAAUCCAUCUCGCACAGCAGUGGGAGUCCUGCAGAGCGUUGGGGGCUGUUACUUGAUAAAGACUUGGUCCAAAUCCACCCAUGCCUUGCUGCAGACUUUGAUUAUUUUGUGUGAGACUUGUCAGUACCCCCAAGGCCACGUGGGUUGAAAGGAGUUAAUUUGAUUUACUAAGCCGUGAAUGAUUACAAUAGUGUUCAAAAUAUUGCUCUUCUCAUCUGCUUCCUCUGGUUUAUUACUUGACUUGCGCAGACUGGAUUUUGAAAGCUAGCUGUAAUAUUUCUGGAAGUCUAAACAUUGCACAUGAUGGUUGGCAACCAAAUGCAAAAAUAAAAUUUCCUUUAGAGUGUGUGUUACUUGUCCCAGAGGGGAUACACCUGACAACUGAACAAUAUGCCACAGCAGUUUAUACAAAGUCUAGUACCCUUCCUCUUAGUAUUUCUAUUCCUACAAUGGGAGUGACCGGGAAAAUAGAUCUCUCAGCUUAGCACUUCCUCCUUCCAUCCCUGCUACAAGUUUCACACACCUUAUUCUUAGUAUGUUGCUACAAGGGAAGGAUUAUCUUCUGUUUUUUUUUCAUAUAAGAAACAGCAAAAAGAGAUUCAAUGAGUUGCUGGAGACCACAAAGAAAGCCAAUUCCUGGGUUGCUUUAUUGCAUUAAGAAAUAGUAAUGAAAAUAUGUUUGGCACGGUAGAGAAACAAGUCCCUUGACUACAUUUCCAAUAUAGCAGUGUGCUAAAGAAAAAAAAAAUCAAUAAAUGAAAUGCUGUUGAUGGGAACCAGAUGUAUCCUUCCCAUGGGACUGGACAGGUUACCAUGGUUUUCAGAGUGGUGCAUGCAGCAGGGGAUGCAUAUACCAAAAUAAUAAUAAAUUCAUGAGUCUUCUCUUGUAUAGGUGAAGGUAGAAGAAAACCUGCAGUGGUAAGCAAUGUAUUAAUGUGGCCUGGCGCUUUGUGAUUUAAUAAUGCAGCAAUAAAGGGUAAUCUCCUUUCAAA
Molecule: messenger RNA, 3330 nt
Organism: Aquila chrysaetos chrysaetos
Lineage: Eukaryota; Metazoa; Chordata; Aves; Accipitriformes; Accipitridae
Gene: ANKRD22
Product: ankyrin repeat domain 22
Exons: 7
Coding region: 1619-2296 (225 amino acids)
Molecular function (GO): protein binding
Source: RefSeq, a predicted model, not a curated record